AAAUCUGUGAGGGAAAUAGGGCUUUACUCCUUGUAGAAGAUAAUUGUAAAAAUUAUAAUUUUAAUGCUUAUCAAUUGUAUAAAUUAGUGGGUUUCACUGACAUUUCCAUACACGCACAUAUCGUGCUGUGGUCGUUUCCACCCGCGGUGAUCUUUGAGUAGAAAAAGUAUGAAAAAGAGCAAAGUGAAAAGUAGCUCAGAAAUGGGAAGGAGUAAGUUCUUUCCUACAACAGGAAAGAAUUCUGGAUACCCUGGGCAAAAGCAGCCCGUUGUGACUGAAGAGCAGUAAAGGAGGAAAAGUGGUGCAGGAAAAAGUAGGUAGUCGCCAGAUCACACAGGUAUAAAAACCAUAGUUACUGUUCAAGAUAGGUGUUUGCUGGUUCAAGACUGAAAGCAUCAGAACCAGGAACCACUACCAAAUGUGGUAUUUAUACAACAGCCAUUCCACAGAUUUUGAAGUACACCGCAACUGGCUUGCUAUCACUCACAGUUUGCCAGUAUCACAGUGGUAUUAUGAGGAACAAAAACCAGCAAGAAACAAAACUCCGUGGUUUAGCAGAGGCUUAUGGGGAGAUGAAGCUAAAGAGGCAACUUCAGAGUGGACCUUGGAUUACCCCCCUUUUUUUGCAUGGUUUGAGUAUGUCCUGUCACAUGUUGCCAAAUAUUUUGAUCGAGAGAUGCUUAAUGUUCAUAAUCUGAACUACUUCAGCUCAAGGACCUUAUUUUUCCAGAGAUUUUCUGUCAUCUUUACAGAUGCACUCUUUGUGUAUGCUGUCCAUGAGUGCUGUAAAUGCAUUGAUGGAAAAAAGGCGGGUAAAGAGCUUACAGAGAAACCAAAGUUUAUUCUUUCAGUGUUACUAUUGUGGAAUUUCGGAUUGUUAAUUGUGGACCAUAUUCAUUUCCAGUACAAUGGAUUUCUGUUUGGAUUAAUGCUGCUCUCUGUUGCACGGUUGUUUCAGAAAAGGCAUAUGGAAGGAGCAUUUUUCUUUGCCGUUCUCCUACAUUUCAAGCACAUCUACCUCUAUGUAGCACCAGCUUAUGGUAUAUAUCUGCUACGAUCUUACUGUUUCACUGCAAGUAAAUCAGAUGGAUCUGUCCGAUGGAACAGUUUCAGCUUUGUCCGUGUCAUUUCCCUGGGACUUAUCGUUUUCUUAGUUUCUGCUCUUUCACUGGGUCCUUUCCUAGCCUUGAACCAGCUGCCUCAAGUCUUUUCCCGACUCUUUCCUUUCAAAAGAGGCCUCUGCCAUGCAUACUGGGCUCCAAACUUCUGGGCCUUAUACAAUUCUUUGGACAAAGUUCUGUCUGUCAUUGGUUUGGAAUUGAAACUUCUUGAUCCCAAAAAGAUCCCUAAGGCCUCAAUGACAAGCGGUUUAGUUCAGCAGUUCCAACAUACAGUCCUUCCCUCAGUGACUCCCUUGGCAACACUCAUCUGCACUCUGAUCGCCAUAUUGCCCUCCAUUUUCUGUCUUUGGUUUAAACCGCAAGGGCCCAGAGGCUUCCUCCGGUGUCUAAUUCUUUGUGCCUUGAGCUCCUUCAUGUUUGGGUGGCAUGUGCAUGAAAAAGCCAUACUCAUUGCAGUUCUCCCAAUGAGCCUUUUGUCUGUGGAAAAAGCAGGAGACGCCUCGAUUUUUCUGAUUCUGACCACAACAGGACAUUAUUCCCUCUUCCCUCUGCUCUUCACUGCCCCAGAACUUCCCAUUAAAAUCUUACUCAUGUUACUAUUCACCAUCUAUAGUAUUUCUUCACUGAAGACUCUAUUCAGAAAAGAAAAACCUCUUUUUAAUUGGAUGGAAACUUUCUACCUCCUUGGCCUGGGGCCUCUGGAAGUCUGCUGCGAAUUUGUAUUCCCUUUUACCUCCUGGAAGCUGAAGUACCCCUUUAUCCCUUUAUUACUGACUUCAGUGUAUUGUGCGGUGGGCAUCACAUAUGCUUGGUUCAGACUGUAUGUUUCAGUGUUGACUGGCCCUCCUGUCAGCAAGACAAAGAAGCAGUGAAUAGAGGAGCUACUUGGAAGUAGUCCAAGCAAUUAUUUCAUGGGAAAUUAAUCAGAACUUGAAGAAAGUUGCUGGUGGCAUAAGCCAUUUAUUUCAGUAUAUCUGUUUAGAGGGCCAUUCUUCCAUACUUGGCCUUGUCGAGCCUAGCAACCUGAUUGUCACCAUGGUGAGAAGCCACUUGCCCUCCAUAAGCAGUGAAACACAUCUGAAAAAAAAAUCUCAUCUUCCUCUGUUAAAAUUGAGAUCAUUCAGACUGCUGUGUUUACUGAAAGCAAACAGGGAGUCUGAUUAACAGCACAAUUAUUUGUAGCCUGUGUUGACCAUUGUCAGGAUAUAAAGGAUAAUUAGACUCUUCUACUGAGGGAAAUAUAAAUAAAAUGGCAUUUCUUUUUUUUUUUUUUCUGUACAGAAUACUUCUGGAUCAUUACCGGCUCCUACAUUUUCCUAUUUAGCAUAUACACAGGCAGAUGGUGUACUUUCCCCAUCUGUACACCUUGUUCCAGGAGGGUUUUGUUUAUUUGGUUCGUGCUUUGUUUUUUUGUUUUGUUUUGUUUUGUUCUGUUUUUUCCAUUGAAGUUAUGCAAUGAUAAUACUCAAAGCCAGGGGACUAUUUAAUGUACUGCUUUGGCCAGGCAUCAGAGACUACAAACCACAGCUACUCUUAAAUUGAGUUAAGGACAUUUUGUAUAGCUCAUUUUUUCUGAUAGCAAGCACUGCACUUAAACUUUUUCUGCUGUGAAUGAACUAAAAAGGUUUUGCAGAUUUGUCUCCUCCUUUUCCUUCUUUGAGAGUACUACAUACAUACUUUUUAUCCAGGACCUCGGUCUCCUAAUGCUAAACAUUCAAAU
Molecule: messenger RNA, 2841 nt
Organism: Sciurus carolinensis (gray squirrel)
Lineage: Eukaryota; Metazoa; Chordata; Mammalia; Rodentia; Sciuridae
Gene: Alg8
Product: ALG8 alpha-1,3-glucosyltransferase
Exons: 14
Coding region: 419-1993 (524 amino acids)
Biological process (GO): protein N-linked glycosylation
Cellular component (GO): endoplasmic reticulum membrane
Molecular function (GO): dolichyl pyrophosphate Glc1Man9GlcNAc2 alpha-1,3-glucosyltransferase activity
Source: RefSeq, a predicted model, not a curated record